This is a messenger RNA of Elephantulus edwardii (Cape elephant shrew), 411 nucleotides long. It is a transcript of the gene POLE3, whose product is annotated as polymerase (DNA directed), epsilon 3, accessory subunit. Gene Ontology annotation, biological process: DNA damage response; leading strand elongation; heterochromatin formation. The transcript has 5 exons. Gene Ontology annotation, cellular component: epsilon DNA polymerase complex; CHRAC. Bases 1 to 411 code for a protein of 136 amino acids. Gene Ontology annotation, molecular function: protein heterodimerization activity; chromatin DNA binding. The record is from RefSeq and is a predicted model, not a curated record. NCBI's taxonomy places the organism in Eukaryota, Metazoa, Chordata, Mammalia, Macroscelidea, Macroscelididae.
AUGGCAGAGAGGCCUGAGGAUCUAAAUCUGCCCAAUGCCGUCAUCACCCGGAUCAUCAAGGAGGCGCUCCCGGACGGGGUCAAUAUCUCCAAGGAGGCCCGGAGUGCCAUCUCCCGCGCCGCCAGUGUCUUCGUGCUGUAUGCCACUUCCUGUGCCAACAACUUCGCAAUGAAAGGGAAACGCAAGACUCUCAAUGCCACUGAUGUCCUCUCAGCCAUGGAAGAAAUGGAGUUCCAGCGGUUCAUUACUCCACUGAAAGAGGCUCUGGAAGGUAAGGACACUCUUGUUAAGUCAAAAGACAGAAAAACCGAUUCAGAAGAACAAGACAAGAGCAGAGAUGAGGACAAUGAUGAAGAUGAGGAAAGGCUAGAAGAGGAAGAACAGAAUGACGAGGAGGAGGUGGACAACUAA